AUGAAUGGCUUGGACGGGGACAUAGAAAACAUAAACCUGGAUCGAAGGGCUUUGAUCAAGUCAGCAGAUGAACAAACACAGCAAUACUCAGUAUUGAGCAUUUCACCCUCCAAUGAUUCGUCGAUGGAAGUUGACGUCGAGGGUGCAUGGAUCGCGCGCCAAGGUCCGGGUGGUGCGAAUGCCGCUAGCCCUUUCGAUACGCAAGCUCCAGAGCGACUUCCGCGCCAGUUCAACGAUUCACUAUCGCGAAGCAUCCGCCAACAUCGCAAUCGAACCGCCCCAUACCACAACCGUGUUUCUGAUCAUCGGCACGGCAACUGUUCCUCACCGCGCAAGCCCAUCCCGUCGCAACAGAAGGAAGAUUCUCCGAAGACGUUGGAAGAAAAGGCACGCGCAGUCUUGGUCGCAAACAUGGCGGACGCAGACUUCAAGGAAGAGCGUGAGGAUAGGCGCGAGGACCGACGUGAUGACAGGCGCGACCGUGGAAACUAUCGAGGAAACAACAAGCGCCGCCGUGAUGCUAGUCUGGAAGGCUUCAUUGCUUCGAUCGCUAUCAUGGCUCCAAAUCUGAACCUUCAAUCUGUCUUCAUCAUUCUGCUUUGGGGUCUGGGUACUUACAUAUUUCUACGAUACUUACACCUUCGCCCAGAUGACAACGACAACCACUACCGCGGCGACGACCGACGCGGACCCCAGCGCCGCCGCAAUGACGAUGGACCUCCACGUCGCCGAUACGAAGAGCCGCCGUUCCCCAAGCUGCGAAGACUGCUAUUGAACAUUGCCAGCUCCACCAAGCUACCCCAGGACGAGGCUAUCGAGAUCGCAAAGUUCUUCGGAGAGCACUUCGACGAUGAGCGUCUCCGCUCUGACUUCUUUGAUGUCUUGGUACAGCUUAUCAUUGAGCAACCCUUCAAGAUUCCGUUCGUCGCAGCCGUCGCCUACUACGCCAACGAUGUCAAGCCAGAAAUCACCAUUGAGGCCAUGAAGCGUGUCGGAGACCGGGCACAGGAGGCGCUGAAUGCUGGCGAGUGGAAGGAAUUCAAGUUGCUUCUGAGAUUCUUCGCAUGCCUGCAGUCACUCUACGAGGAAGAUGGUGUCUUCACCUUCCUUGGACAACUCUUCGACACAGUUGUUGACCUUCAGAGUGCCAAUGAGAACGACGUUGUCGGAAUCGAACUCGUCAAGAUCAUUCUUCUUACUAUUCCUUACGCUAUCGUCGCUGGAGGAGAGCGUUUCCAUGAGCAAGCGCAACAACUGCUGAAGAACACUGGAAUAGUAGCGAGCAAUGCGGUUCCCAUCGAGAGCCUCAUUCACUCCUACGUCGGCGAUUUCGAGUCGAAGCCGGUAGACCACCACAGCGUUAUUGGCCUUCUUCAAGCACAGCUGUCAGUUGAGGCUGAGUCUGGGUUUGAACUGAGGUGCAUUCCACGCAUCGACAAGGAUGCUCUGCGUAGAAUGAACACGGAGGAAGACGCUUUGCCCACGGCUCCUCAGACUCACGCCUUCCCGACUUUCACUAUUCCAUCCCCUGUCAACCCUGGCCCACGCCCUGUCUUCCCGGAGGCGUACUUCUCCUUGUUCGCUGACCAGGAAGUCGACACCGUACCCAAGACCACGGACAUUGCGUCGUCGCUCGUUCGAGAUGCCAUCGUUGACACGAUCAACCAGCUCGACUUCAACCGUGAAAUGGUCGCCAAGUUCCUUGUAGAUGUCGAUUGCUACUGGUCUGUCGACAUCUUUGCCAAGCGCGGCUCACCCUUUGACAAGUUCCGUGAGCUGGUUGGCGACAAGAUUCAGUACAAGUCGGAGGAUAUGAUCAUCGAUGCUAUCUUCUCGCAACUGUUCAAGUUGCCCAGCGCGGAACACAAGCUUGUCUACUACCAUGCGCUCAUUACCCAGUGCUGCAAGGUUGCGCCCGCUGCUAUCGCCCCCUCUCUCGGACGUGCUAUCCGUACUAUCUACAAGAACCUUCCCAUGAUGGAUCUGGAGCUAGGCUACCGAUUCCUUGACUGGUUCUCCCACCAUCUCAGCAACUUUGAAUUCCGAUGGAGGUGGACCGAAUGGCUCGAGGAUCUUGAGCUCUCAAACCUGCACCCCAAGAAGGCCUUCAUCCUUGCGACCUUGGACAAGGAGAUACGAUUGUCCUUUGCCAAGCGCAUUCGAUCAACGCUCCCAGAGCCAAUGCACUCGUUGAUUCCCGAGCGACUGGAUGCGGACAACAGUCCUGACUUCAAAUACGACAACCAGCAAACCCCCUAUGCUACUGAAGGCCAGACGCUACUCAGUCAACUGAGGAAGAAGGCUACGGCCGAGGAGAUUCAAGUUACCAUUGACACAAUUCAUGAGAAGGCUCUCGAACAAGGUGUUAGCGAAGUUCUCGUACCUUCGACUGAUGCCUUUGUCACCGCCAUCUGCCGACUAGGAGCGAAGUCACUAUCUCAUGUUCUAUCUUGCAUUGAACGCGGCAAGGACCGACUUCUCGAGCUUUCGCAAAACGAGGUCGCGCGUCGUCAGAUCGUGGCGAGCGUCGUUGAAUACUGGAAAGACCAGCCUGGUGUUGCGGUCCGCAUCAUCGAUAUUCUGCUCAACUAUACUAUUCUCGCGCCAAUGACUGUCGUUCAGUGGGUGUUCGGUAGCCAUAUGGGAGCUGGGGAAGCCUUGACGGAGAGUUGGGUGUUUGAAAUGGUCAGCAACACAGUUGCCAAGGUUACCAACCGCAACCGUCAGAUCGCGUCUGCCCGCCUUCAAAAGGGUCUUCCUCAGGAACAGAUCGAGAUGGUUGAAGCCACGCUUGCCAAGGACCGUGACAACGCCCGCGAGCUGUUCAAGUACAUCGAAGACUCUAUGCGUGGCGUUGCUGAGGGCUCCGCCGAUACUCUGGUCGAAAAGUCAUCCGAUGGCACGCUUACCGAAGAGGAGGUUGAGCUCAUCAAGGCCUGGGGAAAGCGCUGGCACACUGUCUUCAUCCGCAAGGCACAGGUCGAAGAGUCUGUUGUUGGCGAAGAAGCGGUUGAGGCCCGCAUCAGGCUUCUCGCUGCUGAGCCCGAUAUCGUUGCUGAGAGCAUGGAGCAAGAUGGCGAGGGUGUUGCAGAGGCUACCAACGGAGAGGCGCAGAUGUCUCUUGCCUAG
This is a messenger RNA of Alternaria atra, 3129 nucleotides long. RefSeq lists its product as uncharacterized. The record is from RefSeq and is a predicted model, not a curated record. Gene Ontology annotation, molecular function: mRNA binding; RNA cap binding. Bases 1 to 3129 code for a protein of 1042 amino acids. Gene Ontology annotation, cellular component: nuclear cap binding complex; nucleus. Gene Ontology annotation, biological process: nuclear-transcribed mRNA catabolic process, nonsense-mediated decay; mRNA export from nucleus. The transcript has 6 exons. Lineage: Eukaryota; Fungi; Ascomycota; Dothideomycetes; Pleosporales; Pleosporaceae.